This is a messenger RNA of Striga asiatica, 2185 nucleotides long. The record is from the annotation of a GenBank genome assembly. Lineage: Eukaryota; Viridiplantae; Streptophyta; Magnoliopsida; Lamiales; Orobanchaceae.
GUGUGUGUAUUUUUAGUUGCAUUUUCUUGCCGUGGUUGAUCCCUUUUCCUUUUCAAGAUUAAAUGGUGUUUUUGUAGUGUAGUCUUUUGACUUUUUGAUUCAAGCAUUCCGAUUCUUGUAGAUAAUGCAUUUAAUGUCAGUUGAAACUCAGAUUCGCCUCGUUUUCCCCAACGUGUUUUGUGUGUGAACAAUGGACAAUGUGGCGUCGCCAUAUUGAAGGGUUAUUGAAAUUCCACAGAUUUGGGCUUGAAGUUUUUGGUGGGUUUAUUGAAUAUGUGCGAAUUUGGAGGAUGGCAAUAAAGAGAGAAGAAAACCAAGGUAAUUGGGAUUUGAGCAUGAAUAUUUUAGAGGAGAAAAAGGCGAAAGAGCAGAGCUCGUAUUUCAGGGCGUCAAGUGCUAGAAUGAAGUUAUGGACUUUGAGGGCUAUCACUACACUAUUGUUGUGGACUUGUAUUAUUCAAUUGGUUGCCAUUGGGGAAGUUUGGGGUCCAAAGCUUUUGAAGAGUUGGCCUUCCUGUUCUUCAAGCACCCCCAAUUUGGAUGCAUCAUAUUCAUCGGCCAAUGUGUCGUCCAUUGAGCCAAAAAAGCAUUUUCCACCAAAGAGGAUGUAUGUGAACAAUGGGUAUCUUGUUGUGUCUUGCAAUGGAGGACUCAACCAGAUGCGUGCAGCGAUAUGUGAUAUGGUUGCUGUUGCCAGAUAUCUUAAUAUUACACUUAUUGUCCCUGAAUUGGAUAAAACUUCGUUUUGGGCUGAUUCAAGUGAUUUUCAGGACAUAUUUGAUGUUGAUCAUUUCAUUUCAUCCUUAAGGGAUGAGGUCCGAAUACUCAAAGAACUCCCGCCUAGACUUAAACGGAGAGUUCAACUAGGGAUGUUUUACGAGUUACCACCCGUUAGUUGGUCUAAUAUUUCUUAUUACCGUCGACAGAUUCUUCCUCUUCUUAAAAAGCAUAAAGUUGUACAUCUGAAUAAAACUGAUGCCCGUCUCGCUAACAACGGACUGCCACUGGAUAUUCAGAAACUGCGCUGUAAAGUAAAUUUCAACGCUUUAAAAUUUACUGCGCAAAUAGAAGAAUUGGGCAGGAAAGUUGUGAGCAUGCUGAGACAGAAAGGUCCGUUUUUGGUCCUACAUCUUAGAUAUGAAAUGGAUAUGCUGUCCUUUUCUGGCUGUACUCAAGGCUGCAACAGUGAGGAAGUGAAUGAACUCACUACACUGAGAUAUGCCAAUCCAUGGUGGAAGGAGAAAGUUAUAGAUCCUGAUUUUAAAAGGAAAGAAGGUUUAUGUCCUUUGACACCCGAAGAAACUGCUCUGGUUCUGACUGCUCUCGGGAUUGACCGUAACGUUCAAAUAUAUAUUGCUGCUGGCGAAAUAUAUGGCGGGAAAAGGAGAUUGAGUAGCUUGGCCAAGGAAUUUCCAAAUCUGGUAAAAAAGGAGACAUUGCUUGAACCUUCGGACUUGAUGUUUUUCAAGAACCACUCGUCUCAGAUGGCAGCUUUGGAUUACAUAGUCUCCUUGGAGAGUGAUGUAUUUGUUCCGACUUAUGAUGGGAAUAUGGCUAAAGUUGUUGAAGGACACAGAAGGCACUUGGGUUUCAAGAAAACUAUUCUACUUGACAGAAGAGUUCUUGUUGGCUUAAUAGAUCAAUAUACCAAUGGAUCAUUGAAUUGGGACGAGUUCUCAUUAUCCGUAAAGAAUGCCCAUGCAAACCGAAUGGGAACCCCAAGAAAUCGUGUUAAAAUUCCAGAUAAACCAAAAGAGGAAGAUUAUUUUUAUGCCAAUCCUCAAGAAUGUCUUGCGAUGAGUGGAUGAAGAUGAAAGUUUGACGAGCCUAUACUUGGCCUUUUGCCCCUUAGAGCUCCAUUGGUCGAUCUGCACAUAGCAGAGCUCGUACAUUUGGCGUUUGAAUAAUUAGGUAUCGAUUGUGCAUGGGAGGACAGCGUGGACUUGGAUCGAGAUAUAUACAUGAUUGUUAUCAUUAUUGUUAUUAUUUACAAUUUUGGUUAAUGAGCUUUGUACAGAGUUGAUCCCUGAGACUUUUCCAUGGGUUGGGUAAAGUACAUUCUCAGGCAGAUGAAAAGAUUCUUGUGUUUAUUCUUGGUUCUAAAAUUGGCUUAUUAUUCCAUUCAGUUAAAAGGCCCAAGUUAAUUCCACUUCAAUUUAUAUACAUUGAAAGAUGUUGAUUGAAC